Zingiber officinale is the source of this 1454-nucleotide messenger RNA. RefSeq names its product calcium-dependent protein kinase 2-like. Gene Ontology annotation, cellular component: nucleus; cytoplasm. The transcript has 8 exons. The record is from RefSeq and is a predicted model, not a curated record. NCBI's taxonomy places the organism in Eukaryota, Viridiplantae, Streptophyta, Magnoliopsida, Zingiberales, Zingiberaceae. Gene Ontology annotation, biological process: intracellular signal transduction; peptidyl-serine phosphorylation; protein autophosphorylation. The coding region runs from base 66 to 1454 and encodes 462 amino acids. Gene Ontology annotation, molecular function: calcium-dependent protein serine/threonine kinase activity; ATP binding; calmodulin binding.
AGAAGCCCCCCGCCAUCCCGGCGGCCAAGCCCGCCGCCCCGAUCGGCCCCGUGCUCGGCCGGCCCAUGGAGGACGUCCGCGCCACCUACUCCCUCGGAAAAGAGCUCGGCCGCGGCCAGUUCGGCGUCACCCACCUCUGCACCCACAAGGCCACCGGCGAGAAACUUGCCUGCAAGACCAUCGCGAAGAGGAAGCUGACGAACAAGGAGGACAUCGAGGACGUGAGGAGGGAGGUGCAGAUCAUGUACCACCUCUCCGGCCAGCCCAACAUCGUCGAGCUCAAGGGCGCCUACGAAGACAAGCAGUCGGUGCACCUCGUCAUGGAGCUCUGCUCCGGCGGCGAACUCUUCGACCGCAUCAUCGCCAAGGGCCACUACACCGAGCGGGCCGCCGCCUCUCUGCUGAGGACCAUCGUACAGAUCUUGCACACCUUCCAUUCCAUGGGGGUCAUCCACAGAGACCUCAAGCCGGAGAACUUCCUCUUGCUCAACAAAGACGAGGACGCGCCGCUCAAGGCCACCGAUUUCGGCCUCUCUGUCUUCUUCAAGCAAGGCGAGGUGUUCAAAGACAUAGUGGGCAGUGCAUAUUACAUAGCACCUGAAGUCCUCAAGCGACGGUAUGGACCCGAAGCCGAUAUUUGGAGCAUAGGAGUCAUGCUCUACAUUUUCCUCUGUGGUGUUCCUCCUUUUUGGGCUGAAUCUGAACAAGGGAUCUUCAAUGCUAUUCUGAGAGGGCAGAUCGACUUCACAAGCGAUCCUUGGCCAAACAUUUCGCCCAGUGCUAAAGAUCUUGUUCGGAAAAUGCUACACAUAGAUCCCAAGCAGAGGCUAACGGCAUUCGAAGUCCUCAAUCAUCCUUGGAUCAAAGAAGACGGAGAAGCACCCGAUACACCACUCGAUAACGCGGUUAUUAACAGACUGAAACAAUUCAGAGCAAUGAACCAGUUUAAGAAGGCUGCUUUAAGGGUAAUAGCCGGUUGCUUAUCAGAGGAGGAGAUUCAAGGUUUGAAGGAAAUGUUCAAGAGUAUGGACUCCGAUAAUAGCGGAACUAUUACUUUAGAAGAACUCAAGCAUGGUCUUGCUAAGCAAGGAACUAAAUUGUCUGAAUAUGAAGUUAAACAGCUGAUGGAAGCUGCUGAUGCCGACGGUAAUGGAACUAUCGACUAUGAGGAGUUCAUCACAGCAACGGUACACAUGAAUAGGAUGGACAGAGAGGAGCAUCUAUACACAGCAUUCCAAUUCUUCGAUAAAGAUAACAGUGGCUAUAUCACGAGGGAAGAACUCGAGCAAGCUCUGAAAGAGAAAGGAAUGUAUGAUGAAGCCGAAAUCAAGGGUGUUAUCGAUGAAGCUGAUGUCGACAAUGACGGUCACAUCAACUACGACGAGUUUGUAGCCAUGAUGAGAAUGGGGAAUCCUGAAACGAAUCCGAAGAAGAGAAGAGAUGUGGUUAUUUAA